This is a messenger RNA of Nothobranchius furzeri (turquoise killifish), 1698 nucleotides long. RefSeq names its product inhibin subunit beta Ab (gene inhbab). Gene Ontology annotation, molecular function: growth factor activity; cytokine activity. The record is from RefSeq and is a predicted model, not a curated record. NCBI's taxonomy places the organism in Eukaryota, Metazoa, Chordata, Actinopteri, Cyprinodontiformes, Nothobranchiidae. Gene Ontology annotation, cellular component: extracellular region.
CUUACUGCAGCAGAACUUCCGGACCAACAAGUACCAGGACAUCACAGGACCAGAGAGCUUCUGGACUAAACAAAUCAGCAGCAGACCAUCAGAACCACCUCUGCUCCUUAAACAGAAUCCACCUCUAAAUGGACCCAGGCCUGAACUGAAGGUUGCUUUUGAGCCCGUCUGCUCAGACUUCUAGACACUCUGUGGGACCUUCACCAUCACAGAACAUUAUGUGUUCUUGGGUCUCCGUGUUCUUCUGGGUGCUGGUCUUCCUUCUCAUGGAUGCCUCUCCAACUGUCUCUACAUCGUUGGACGUGUCACAGCAGCUCCAGAAGGGAGCAGCCAACUCUGCCUGUCCAUCUUGCUUUCUGUCCCAGAUAAAGACCAACUCCUCCUGGUCAGGAGGUCAGAGCGGCAUGGUGGAGGCGGUGAAGCGUCACAUCCUCAACAUGCUGCACCUGAGCGCUCGGCCCAACCUGACACAGCCAGUUCCUCGAGCAGCUCUUCUCAACGCCAUCAAGAAGCUGCAUGUUGGUCGAGUGUCUGAAGAUGGCAGCGUGGAGAUCCAGGAGGACAGCUCAAGUCCCACAUACUCAGCACCACCUGAACCACCAUCAGAAAUCAUCACCUUUGGAGAGCCAGGGCCCUCACCGAACUCUGUGACUUUUGACCUUCUUAAGGACACUGGCUCUGCUCUGGUGGAACAAGCUAAUGUUUGGAUCUUCCUGAAGAUGUCAAGAGUAGAUGGGGUCAAGGGAAAAGUGAUGUUGCGGCUGCUGCGGACUCCUGAUAAUGGAGAUCCUGAUGACGAGUGUGUUUCAGAGAAGAUGGUGGAUGCUCGUCGCAGUGGCUGGCAUAUGCUUGCUAUGACUCACAGCAUUCAGUCUCUGCUGGACAGAGGCAGCAGCUCCCUCAACCUUCGAGUUUCUUGUCUGCUUUGUUCCAAGGUUGGAGCUUUGCCCAUCCUCGUACCAGUGGGGCGGGAUCAGUCUCAUCGCCCAUUCCUCAUGGUGAAGCUAAGAGCCGAAGAGGAAGAGUCUCUGAGGCGAGUCAAACGAGGUCUGGAGUGCAACGGGAAGAUCCACAUCUGCUGCAAACGACAGUUUUAUGUGAACUUUAAAGAUAUUGGUUGGAACGAUUGGAUUAUUGCUCCAUCUGGUUACCAUGCCAACUACUGUGAGGGUGACUGUCCAAACCACAUGGCCAGCAUCGGCACCUCCACGCUCUCCUUCCAUUCAGCAGUGAUCAACCACUACCGCAUGAGGGGCUACGGCCCGUUCCAGAACACCAAGUCCUGCUGUGUGCCAACGAGGCUCCGCGCCAUGUCCAUGCUCUACUACAACGAGGAGCAGAAGAUCAUCAAGAAGGAUGUUCAGAACAUGAUCGUAGAGGACUGUGGCUGCUCCUAGAAUGUUCCUCUGAAAACUUGAGCAGAAAUAAAAGCUUCCCCAGGUCCCGAGUUUGGACUGCAGAGAUGCUUCUCCACAUUGGAAUGAGCAACAUGAGCAGCAGGACCUGCUAUCAAACUGUCUCUGACAUAUCAAAAUGGAUGAAAUCCCACCAUCUCCAACUCAACCUCUCUAAAACUGAACUACUUGUCAUCCCAGCAAAACCGUACAGCACAAUAUCUCAAUCCAGAAUGACUUCCUAUCUCUGGCUCCUUCAAAGGCAGUUCGAAAUCUGGGUGUUGUGAUUGAUGAACACCUGACC